UGCUUGGAAUUCGUGUUUAAUCAGCCUAUGACACGAACGAAAAAGCACCCAAUACAAACACGUACCGUAGCGAUCAGGCAAGCGUCGAAGCAUAACUCCCCCACUGAUUUCUUGCGUUCCCAAAUGCUUUUCUGUUACAAAAUCAAAAUGGAGGAUGAUGAAGACGACGACCUAUGAUAUCUUCUGGUGAUUCAGUUCAUCAAGUUCAUAUUAAAUCAAGCGUUCUUCAUAUUCAAUGAUGGAGGAGAAGACGGAUUUGGUGAAGCCUGUGUUGUUCAAAUUUGGUGUUGUUCUGGCUAUCUCUUUUGCUAGUUUUAUGUAUUCCCGCUUUAGAAUCAGGAACAAAAGACCUUCUCUGGCUCCUCCCUCCUCCAGUUCUUCAGAUGAAUGGCGUAAUAAUAAAGUUGAGUUGGGAAGAGGAAGAGGCCAUAAACUUGAUGAUCAAACGAUGAAGGUAGCUACAGCAGCAUCCUCUAAUGCUAUUAUUCUUGCAGCUGAUGCCUAUGAAGAAAUGUGUAUUCAGAAAGCCAAUGGUGAUGAUUCAAGUGCUGGUUUCUCCACUGGAAAUGAUCACAUUGUAGAUGAAGAAGGGUUGCUUCUCCCAGAGUUCCAGGAACUUGUCAAGCAAUUUGAUCUUUCUGCAGCAAAUGCUGGGUUUUCUCCUAAGAAAAAUGCUGGAGCACUGAGGUUGGGGAUCGAAACUCCGAAAGCUUAUAAAAGGGUCGAGUCGGAUGGAUAUGAACAUGAGAUCAAACACCUGAAAAGCAAGGUGAAAAUGCUUCGAGAAAGGGAGAGAAAUCUUGAGGUUCAGCUACUUGAAUAUUAUGGUCUGAAAGAGCAAGAAACUGCUGUCAUGGAGCUCCAAAAUAGACUGAAGAUUAACAACAUGGAGGCUAAACUUUUCACUCUGAAGAUUGAGUCCCUUCAGGCGGAUAAUCGACGAUUAGAAUCACAAGUUUCCGACCAAGCAAAAUCAGCAUCCGACCUCGAGGCUGCAAGAACAACAAUUAAGUUUCUCAAGAAAAAACUUAGACAUGAAGCAGAACAGAACAGGGAACAGAUCGUAAAUCUUCAGCAAAGAGUUACUAAGCUGCUUGACCAAGAAUGUAAGAUAAAUGAAAGCACUAAAAAUGACCAAAUCAAGCUGCAAAAUAUUGAAGAUUUGGAGAAAGAGAUCGAGGAGCUAAAGAAGGCGAAUUCGAGAUUGCAAAAAGAAAAUUCUGAUCUCGGUCGGAGACUAGAUGCUACUCAGUUUCUUGCAAAUUCUAUCUUGGAAGACCAAGAAAAAGAAUCACUUAAAGAAGAAAGGGACCGUUUCGCACAAGAAAACGAGACGUUGACGAAGGAAAUCGAGCAGCUUCAAGCUCACCGUUGUGCAGAUGUUGAAGAGCUAGUCUAUCUCCGUUGGAUUAAUGCUUGCUUAAGAUAUGAACUGCGGAAUUUUCAGCCUGCAGCAGGGAAAACAGCAGCAAGAGACCUAAGCAAAACAUUAAGUCCCAAAUCCGAGCAUAAAGCGAAGAAGCUCAUACUCGAAUACGCAAAUACAGAAGGAAUUGAAGGGAAGAGCAUUAACCUUACGGAUUUUGAUUCAGAUCAGUGGUCAUCCUCGCAAGCUUCCUCUCAUACCGAUCCUGGAGAUUUGGAUUAUUCAGCUGUUGAUUCUCGGUUAACAGCCAAACCAAGUUCAAACAAAAUCAAAUUCAUGAGUAAACUCAGGAGUCUCUUGAGGGGAAAAAGUAAUCAACAGAGCUCGGCUUUGUUACCAGAAAAAUCUGCAGCAGCUGUAGGAGAUGUUGAUUCUCCACGUUACAGUUCAAGUCAUUCUACUGGGACCAACGCUACUCGAGCCGAUGGACAUGGUACUGGAUAUACAACUCCAUCUCAGAAUUCAUCAAGACGUUCAAUGGAUUUUCACAGGUUGAAUAGCCAAAAGGAAGACGACGUAAAAACUGAGGAUUCCCUUAGAAGGAACAGUGAUGUUGGCUACAUUAACAAGAGAUUUGUUUCAGGCAGUGACCGAUCGAGCAAUUCGUUGUAUAGAUCUUCAAGUCAGGAAACAGAAUCAACUGACAAGUCUGAGAAGUCCGAGUUGUUGAAAUAUGCUGAAGUGUUGAAAAACAGCAGGGGAGAUAAGAACCAAUCUCGCCGGAAGGUUGCACCCAUGUGUUCAAUUUAAACAUCGGAAAGCUUGUCUAGCUUUCAAUGGAGUCAUCACCUGUUCCUACACAGUAUUUUCUUGAGGGGCUCAGUAGUUAGUGCUAAUAUACCAUACUGUUCAUAAAACCUGCUAAUGUAAUACAAUACUGUUCAUGUGGAAACUUUGUAACAUAAAUAACUGAAUGUUGUGAUGUUA
Messenger RNA from Cucurbita moschata (crookneck pumpkin), 2353 nucleotides. RefSeq names its product protein CHUP1, chloroplastic. Gene Ontology annotation, cellular component: chloroplast outer membrane. The transcript is spliced from 5 exons. Bases 236 to 2176 code for a protein of 646 amino acids. Gene Ontology annotation, biological process: chloroplast organization. Lineage: Eukaryota; Viridiplantae; Streptophyta; Magnoliopsida; Cucurbitales; Cucurbitaceae. The record is from RefSeq and is a predicted model, not a curated record.